ACCAUUAGCCAUUAGAUUGGAGCCUAUUUUCUAACAACAUGGUCGCGAUAUGCUGCCACUUAUGUCCAAGUUAAGAAUUUUGUGAAUAUUGUGACAAUAUGUUUCCUAUAUCAAAUAGUAAUAACCUUCGAAAUACAAGAGACACCGAGGUUAUUCAUUUGAGACAAUGCAAAGAACAAGGUGGUGUCAAUGCAAGAAACCUCUCACCACCUUUCUCCUUCUUCCCCACAAACCCAAAUCUUCCAUUCUUCUCACUCUUCCAUUCUCAACUACUCAUUCAUCUCUCUCACAACACACCAUUUCCACCAUCCUUCAUUCUCUCUGCGACUCCAACCGUUUUUCCGAAGCCCACCAGCGUUUCUCCCUCUUCCUCUCCUCCGGUUCUAUUCCCGAUCACCGAACAUGUAAUCUCCUCCUUGCUCGAUUACUCCGUUCCAAAACCCCAUUCCAAACAUGGACUCUUGUUAAAUCCAUGAUCCAUACCAAACCUGGUUUUGUUCCCUCUUUGGUUAACUACAACCGUUUGAUGGACCAGUUUUGUUUCAUUCAUCGACCUUUUGAUGCUCACAGAUUGUUUUUCGACAUGAAGAAUCGCGGGCAUUGUCCGAAUGUUGUUUCUUACACCACUUUGAUUAACGGGUAUUGUUCGGUUGGUGGAAUAAGGGAUGCGUUGAAGGUGUUUGAUGAAAUGCUUGACAGUGGUUUAGAGCCUAACUCGAUGACUUACAGUACUUUGAUUCGUGGGUUUCUUCGUGAAAGGGAUUUGGAGGGUGGGAGAGAAUUGAUGUGCAAGCUGUGGGAGAGGAUGAAUUUGGAAGUUGAGUUGGUCGUGAAGGUUGCUGCUUUUGCAAAUUUAAUUGAUUCUUUAUGUAAAGAAGGGUUUUUCAAUGAAGUAUUUGAGAUUGCAGAAGAGAUGCCAUGUCGUAGUUGUUUGUCUGAGGAGGUUGUUUAUGGCCAGAUGAUUGAUUCAUUCUGCAAAGUUGGAAGGUAUCAUGGAGCAUCUAGGAUUGUUUAUUUGAUGAGGAAGAGAGGGUUUGUUCCCAGUGAUGUGUCCUAUAAUUAUAUCAUACACGGUCUUAGCAAGGAUGGUGACUGUAUGAGGGGUUAUCAGUUAUUAGACGAAGGAGCUGAAUUUGGAUUCUCGCUGUGUGAGCAUACUUAUAAGGUAUUGGUGGAAGCUCUUUGUCAUGCAUUGGAUGUGGAUAAAGCAAGGGAAGUUCUUAAACUCAUGUUGUGUAAGGAAGGUGUUGACAAAACUAGGAUUUUCAACAUUUACUUGAGAGCUCUUUGUCUUGUAAACAAUCCAACAGAGCUUUUAAAUGUGCUUGUAUUUAUGCUUGAGAGCCAGUGUCAGACUGAUGUGAUUACCCUCAACACAGUUAUCAAUGGGUUUUGCAAGACGGGGAGGGUCGGUGAAGCUUUAAAAGUACUGGAUGACAUGUUGAUGGGUAAAUUUUGUGCACCUGAUGUUGUGACCUUCACUACAUUGAUUUCUGGUUUGCUGGAUGCUGAAAAAGUCGACGAGGCUCUUGAUCUGUUCAAAAGAGGGAUGCCUGGAAAUGGUUUGAAGCCUGGUGUUGUAACAUAUAAUGUUCUUAUCAGAGGGCUAUACAAACUCCAAAGACCGAGUGAUGCGUUCGGUGUUUUUAAUAACAUGGUGAGUGAUGGUAUUAGUCCCGAUAGUACUACUUAUACAGUUAUAGUAGAAGGUCUGUGUCAAUGUGAUCAAAUAGAAGAGGCAAAGAGUUUUUGGCAGAGUGUUAUAUGGCCUUCAGGGAUCCAUGAUAAUUUUGUUUAUACAGCCAUUCUGAAAGGGCUUUGUGGUUCUGGCAUGUUUGUUGAGGCUUGCCAUUUCUUGUAUGAAUUGGUAGAUUCUGGGGUGUCUCCAAAUAUAUAUAGCUACAAUAUUCUGAUAAACCGUGCUUGCAAUCUAGGUUUCAGAAGAGAAGCUUAUCAAAUUGUAAGAGAGAUGAAUAAGAAUGGAGUGACCCCUGAUUGUGUGACAUGGAGGAUUCUUCACAAGCUACAAAGCAAAGCGAGGAAGCCCACUUCAAAUGGUGAGCCCAUGGCUUAUAAUGCAUGUUAUGAUAAAAUGUGACAUUUGGAACAGAGUUGAAAGAGAGUAAUUUAAGAUGAAUUUUGUUAAAAAUCAUGAAGCUACUGGGAGGGCUGUGACAGUGCUUGAAGGAAAACAUGCAUGAUUUUUCGUACAGAAUGAGCAGUUCAUGUAUAAACAACUAGUUUACUGAUAAAAGACUCUCCAACUGUCAAGCCAUGAAAUGGAAACUUCUACGCCAAGUUCGAUCCAUCAAUCACUUUGUGAUGACUAGUCUCAAUUGUCAAUUCUGUUUGGAACUCCGGUGAAGAGGCAAUCUUUUUGCGCCGCAAUACAUUACCACCACAGAAGCUAUGUCUUGUUGCUUCAUAUUUGUGUCAAGGUGACGGGAAAAUAUUACAUUCAUUCAACCAUCAGGAUGGUAUUUUGGAAAGAAAGCGAAAGAUAAAAGGAAAAGGAAACUAGAACAUUCUAGACAUGAAAUGCAUCCCCUAGCAUCUCAAUGCAUAGUCUGAUUAAAAGACUUGAAAGAAUAAAAAGUACAUUUUGUUGUCCUAGAGGUUGGAGGUAAGAGUUAGUCAAAUUUUCAUGAAAACCAGUUGUUUGAAAAGUUUUUUAGAUUGUGAAUGGCACUUAGCUUCAUAACCAAAGUUUUUUAGAUUGUCAGAACAACACCUUCAAAUUUGUUUGCUUAUGUAACUCUUAUUUUACUUAUUUUAUCAAGCAUACUAUCCUUAUGAAAUAAUUUGGUAUCUAAUAUAAUAAAUGUAUUAUGCCAAAGAAAUA
Lathyrus oleraceus (garden pea) is the source of this 2842-nucleotide messenger RNA. Its product is annotated as pentatricopeptide repeat-containing protein At3g18020. The transcript has a single exon. NCBI's taxonomy places the organism in Eukaryota, Viridiplantae, Streptophyta, Magnoliopsida, Fabales, Fabaceae. Gene Ontology annotation, molecular function: protein binding. The record is from RefSeq and is a predicted model, not a curated record. Bases 167 to 2098 code for a protein of 643 amino acids.